Cryphonectria parasitica EP155 is the source of this 1586-nucleotide messenger RNA. Its product is annotated as N-carbamoyl-L-amino acid hydrolase. The record is from RefSeq and is a predicted model, not a curated record. NCBI's taxonomy places the organism in Eukaryota, Fungi, Ascomycota, Sordariomycetes, Diaporthales, Cryphonectriaceae. The coding region runs from base 1 to 1560 and encodes 519 amino acids. Gene Ontology annotation, molecular function: hydrolase activity, acting on carbon-nitrogen (but not peptide) bonds, in linear amidines. The transcript is spliced from 4 exons.
AUGCUGUCAAAUUGGCCCGCAAUUCGCACACGUCUUGCCCGUAGCGUGUGCUGCCCGCGGCAGUGGGGGUAUCAUGGCAACCUGACGCCGGCGCCAUUGAGGUCAUCAACGAGAUGUUUCAGCAGCACGAAGCCAGCAUCCCUAAGGACCUUGGAUUUGACGGAGACUAGCCUGAAGGCAAUUAAAGUCGACCAGAAUAGGUUGAUGGACACACUGCACCAUACCUGCGCUUUCGGAACGGGGCUGAGAUGGGGAAGGCAAGAUCUAAUCCUCUCAUCCAUCUUCAACGCUCCCUUUGCGCCCACGGAGACGGGCAUGUCUCGCCUCGCCUUGUCAGACACAGACAAGCAGGCACGGGACUGGUUUGUCGAUACGACCCGCUCACUAGGCUGCGAAGUCGUUAUUGACGCCAUGGGCAACACUUUUGCGGUGCGUCCUGGCCGACGGAAGAAUGUUCCGCCCAUCUAUGCCGGAUCGCAUCUGGAUACACAGCCUGCUGCUGGGCGCUACGAUGGCAUCCUGGGUAUCCUGGCCGGAGUGGAGAUGCUGCAUCUGCUGCGUGAUCAUCAGAUCGAGACAGAGCAUCCGAUAGGUGUAGUAAAUUGGACAAACGAGGAGGGCGCGAGAUUUCCAAUCUCAAUGGUUUCAUCUGGAGUAUGGGCUGGAGACAUCACCCUCGAAAGGGCGCACAAUGUACAGGAAGUUGGUGGAGGUUCAGCGACCAUGAAGUCCGAGUUAGAGCGCAUCGGCUACCUGGGCAUUUUCCCUGCUAGUUACCAGUUGACUCCCAUGGCGGCUCAUUUCGAGCUGCACAUCGAGCAGGGACCAAUACUCGAGGCGGAGAAGCAAAAGAUUGGUAUUGUCCAAGGCGUCCAAGCAUAUAAAUGGUUCACGAUAGAUGUCCAAGGUAGAGCUUCUCAUACUGGGACAACUCCCUUCUCUGCCCGCGCAGAUGCUCUUCUGCUCGCAUCCCGCAUGAUCACCCACUCCAACCGCGUCGCAACUCAACACUCUGCCCUGGCCUCGACCGGCAUUCUCACCCUCUCUCCAGGUAGUGUCAACACUGUCCCGGGCGAUGUCCGCUUCAGCCUCGACGUCCGUGCCGCAGCAGACGAGACGGUUGAGGCCGUUGAAGCCCAGCUAAAGCGCGACUUUGCCACUAUGGCCGGCGGUGGGUCCGUCGAGGGCGAAGACAUCACGCCCCAGCGCUUACCUCUCUCUGUCCAUUGGACCACCGAUUUCGUGAGUCCAGCUGUUCUAUUCCAUGAGGAUUGUAUUUCGGCUGUGCGAGCUGCGGCACAAUCCGUCCUGGGCGAUGAAGGGCUAUAUCGGGACAUGACCAGUGGCGCGGGCCAUGAUAGCGUGUACACGAGCAGGCGAUGUCCGACCUCCAUGAUCUUUGUUCCGAGCAGAAAUGGAGUGAGUCACCAUCCUGAAGAAUGGACGAGUGAUGAGGAUUGUACCUUGGGUGCGGAGGUUUUAUUCCAGAGCGUUUUGAGAUACGACCGUGGUAUGGCAAAGGGGGCUAUAUUCAAAGGAGACUUUAACAUGGUUUCGUAGUGAUUACUUAACAAGCCUUGCCAGCG